AUGGCCACAAUAGAUGGAAGACCGGCGCAAUAUGGGAUUUCUCUUAAGCAAUUACGAGAGCUUAUGGAACAUCGUGGUCGGGAAGGUAUAGCGAAAAUAAACGAAUAUGGUGGUAUACAGGACAUUUGCAAAAAACUAUACACAUCACCGAAUGAAGGAUUGACUGGAUCAAAAGCUGAUCUCGAACACAGACGUGAAACAUUUGGUUCGAAUGUAAUACCACCGAAACCACCAAAAACAUUUUUGACAUUAGUCUGGGAGGCGCUCCAGGAUGUAACACUUAUUAUUUUAGAAGUAGCAGCACUAGUAUCACUUGGUCUAUCAUUUUACAAACCCGCCGAUGAAGACGCUCCCGUUCUUGCCGAGGAAGAUGAUCAUCAUGGCUGGAUUGAGGGUCUAGCUAUCCUUAUUUCUGUUAUCGUUGUUGUUUUGGUAACGGCGUUCAAUGAUUAUUCGAAAGAACGACAAUUUCGGGGGUUGCAAAAUCGAAUUGAAGGUGAACACAAAUUUUCAGUGUUACGCGGUGGUGAGGUACGACAAAUCGGUGUCGGUGAUAUUGUUGUUGGUGAUAUAUGCCAAAUCAAAUAUGGUGAUUUACUGCCAGCCGAUGGUAUACUUAUACAGAGUAAUGACUUAAAAGUUGACGAAUCAUCGUUAACGGGUGAAUCAGACCACGUGAAGAAAGGGGAACAUUUCGAUCCUAUGGUCCUUUCAGGAACUCACGUUAUGGAGGGUAGCGGUAAAAUGCUGGUGACCGCGGUCGGCGUGAACUCUCAAGCUGGCAUUAUUUUCACAUUGUUAGGGGCUGCUGUGGACCAACAAGAAGCUGAAAUUCGUAAGAUGAAAAAGGAAGCUAAAAAGCAGAGGAAGAACAAGAGUUUAACAGGUGAAGAUGGUGGUGGUCCAAUCAGCAAUAGUCAUAUGGGUUCACCGAUUCCUGGUAUGGAUAAACAACAGCCUGAAGCCGAUGGUAAUCAUGUACAAUCGUCGAGUCCUGCAAUGGAACCGGCUCAUAAAAAGGAAAAGUCCGUGCUGCAAGCGAAGUUAACAAAAUUGGCAAUACAAAUUGGCUAUGCCGGUUCUACAAUAGCCGUACUUACUGUUAUCAUUCUAAUAAUUCAAUUUUGUAUACAUACAUUUGUUAUACUCGAAAAACCAUGGAAGAAUACAUACGCAAAUAAUUUGGUGAAACAUCUAAUUAUUGGUGUGACGGUAUUGGUUGUUGCCGUUCCGGAAGGUCUACCACUAGCUGUUACAUUAUCAUUGGCCUAUUCCGUGAAGAAAAUGAUGAAAGAUAAUAAUUUGGUAAGACACUUGGAUGCGUGCGAAACGAUGGGUAAUGCCACUGCCAUUUGUUCCGACAAGACUGGUACAUUAACUACAAAUCGUAUGACCGUUGUUCAGUCAUACAUAUGCGAGAAAUUAUGUAAAGUAACACCGAAGUUUUCUGAUAUACCACCGAACGUCAGUAGUCUAAUUGUUCAAGGUAUCUCAGUAAACUCAGCGUAUACAUCACGGAUAAUGCCUGGACAAAACCCUGGCGAUUUAGCGAUACAAGUUGGCAAUAAAACCGAGUGCGCUCUUCUGGGAUUCGUCCAAGCUCUAGGCAAAAACUAUCAGACAGUUCGUGAUGAAAUUCCAGAGUCGUCAUUCACAAGAGUGUUCACAUUCAAUUCAGUGAGAAAGUCGAUGAGUACUGUAAUUCAGAGACCAGGCGGUGGCUACCGUCUAUACACUAAAGGAGCAUCGGAAAUUGUACUUAAAAAAUGCGCUUUUAUUUACGGUCAUAAUGGUGAACUAGAGAAAUUCACUCGUGAUAUGCAAGAACGUCUUAUCCGUGAGGUCAUAGAGCCAAUGGCUUGCGAUGGUUUACGUACAAUAUCGAUUGCCUAUCGAGAUUUCGUACCAGGCAAAGCUGCAAUUAAUGAAGUACAUAUCGAUAACGAGCCCAACUGGGAUGACGAAGAAAAUAUUGUUAACAAUUUGACGUGUAUAUGCGUUGUCGGUAUUGAGGAUCCGGUCCGUCCUGAAGUUCCAGACGCUAUUCGAAAAUGCCAAAAGGCUGGUAUCACUGUACGUAUGGUUACAGGGGACAAUAUAAAUACGGCACGCUCGAUCGCUACUAAAUGUGGCAUUAUACGACCAAAUGAAGAUUUCCUCAUUUUAGAGGGUAAAGAAUUCAAUAGGCGCAUUCGUGAUAGUAACGGGGAUGUUCAGCAACAUUUACUGGAUAAAGUAUGGCCAAAAUUGCGAGUGUUGGCGCGUUCUUCACCUACAGACAAAUACACCUUGGUCAAAGGCAUUAUUGAUAGCAAAGUAAGUGAAAAUCGCGAAGUUGUUGCUGUAACAGGUGAUGGAACAAAUGAUGGCCCAGCGCUUAAAAAGGCGGAUGUUGGUUUCGCUAUGGGUAUUGCUGGGACAGAUGUAGCUAAGGAAGCAUCUGAUAUUAUAUUGACCGAUGACAAUUUUAGUAGUAUUGUAAAAGCUGUAAUGUGGGGCCGUAAUGUUUACGACUCGAUUGCGAAAUUUCUGCAGUUUCAAUUGACUGUAAAUGUUGUUGCUGUUAUUGUUGCAUUUAUUGGUGCCUGUGCUGUUCAAGAUUCGCCACUUAAAGCUGUUCAAAUGUUAUGGGUUAAUCUUAUUAUGGACACGUUAGCCUCUUUAGCAUUAGCUACGGAACUUCCAACGUCGGAUCUUCUACUACGUAAGCCCUACGGACGUACGAAACCGUUAAUAUCACGCACAAUGAUGAAAAACAUCCUCGGUCAAGCCAUUUAUCAAUUAGCUAUUAUCUUCUCGUUAUUAUUUGUGGGUGAUAUAAUACUUGACAUAGAAUCGGGUCGGGAACAAGAGUUAGGAGCAGCGCCAACGCAACAUUUUACCGUUAUAUUUAAUUCAUUUGUUAUGAUGACGUUGUUUAAUGAAAUGAAUGCUCGAAAAAUCCAUGGGCAAAGAAAUGUGUUCGAAGGCCUUUUCACUAAUCCUAUUUUCUAUAGUAUUUGGAUUGGAACAGCCAUUUCCCAGGUUAUAAUUAUUCAAUAUGGUAAAAUGGCCUUUUCAACUAAAGCGUUAUCCCUCGAUCAGUGGUUAUGGUGUCUAUUUUUCGGAAUCGGUACACUACUUUGGGGUCAAAUAAUCACAACAGUGCCUACAAGAAAACUACCUAAAAUUUUAUCAUGGGGUCGUGGACAUCCUGAAGAAUAUACAGAAGCUAUUAAUUUAGGUGAAGAAAGAUUCGAUUCCAUUGAUUCGGAUAAAAAGCCGCGAGCCGGACAAAUUCUAUGGAUUCGUGGUCUCACGCGUUUGCAAACUCAGCCGCCAGAACCAAUGCGAGAGACUGAAGUUUAAUACGAUUAACUGUGUCGGUGGUGACAACUAUACAUAUAGAAAUAAUAAAAUAGCGUUAAAUAUAGUUAUAAAUAUUAUGUAAAAAAUCUAGCGGAUUAUAUGCAUAGAAAAUAAAAACAUAAAUUGAAAAACUCCAAAAUAAGCAAAUAUUUCGAAAAUAUUUCACAAAUGAACAAAAAAAAAUACCAAAAUAAAUAACAAAUUGCUGAAGGGGCACCUUCAAGCAAGAAUUACUACUAGAGACAAAAACUUCUAAAUUUUAAGAAAGAAAACUCAAAGAGACUAGUCCAACUACAUUGGGAAUAUUGCACCGUUAAGUUUUUAAAAGAGAACAAGGGAGCCUAUUUUUCGUAUAUACAUAUAUGUUUAACGAGGACAGGAAGUAACAAUAGACAUGAACACCAAGUUGUUCUCUAUUUCGUCAUGUGACCAGAGCUUCACGUAACAGUCCUACACAAUGUUUUAGAAUAACAAAUAAAUAGGAUUCAAUCCAAAUAGAAGCGUAAACCUCUGCUUUAUGAGCCAGCUUCCAUAUGCUACAACCAUCACUACCACAACUGAUUAAUCAAUCAUAAAAUCCGUUUCGUAUAUUUUCUUCUUCUAUACGUUUGUAGAAACGUUGUUUGAUAGAAGAAUAAAUAAGCCAUACUAGAUACUUCCGAAAAUUGUCAACAUGUAUAAAUAAUAUUAGAAAAAAAAAAUGCAUUCAAAAGAGCAAAAAAAAAAAAUUCGAGAUAGUGUAUCAAUCAACAAACCGAAUAUUCAACACGAAUGAUAUUAAUUUGAAAUGAAAAUCGAACCAGAAAUAUCAACUUUGGAAUAGAAAAACCGGAAUAUCCAAAACUCAAAAAAACAAUUCAAUGAACUAGAAAACAAAGCAGAAGGAUUUUCUACAAAAAAAAACUAACAAACGGAAUGAGGAAAUAGAAAUAAAAUUAUGGAAGAUUGAAGAACGAUAAAAACAUAAACACAAUAUUACUGUUUCCUUUCCCUCGGUCCGGAUUGAAACUAUAUAUCGGAUACGCAAAUUUCAGCCAACGUUAGAAUGAUUUAAAACAAACAAAAAAUAUAUAUAUAUGAACCAUAUCGUCAAAUAUUUCUAAAUCUGUUCAAAAUGAAUAAAUGCAAACAAAAAACAACCAAACAAACCAAGAAAACGUGAAACAAGUACGUAGGCAAUAUGUGUAUAUUUGUUUUUUUUUUUUUCUUAUGUUUUAAACUAAUUUUUUUCCUUGCCGUUUGUCCCCCUUUCGAUUUGUUUCAUUUAUUUUUUUCUCUGGUUGGUUUUCUGUUAUGCAUAUCUUUACCUAAGGUUUCCAUGGUUACAAAAAUUUCAUCCUUAUUAUACUUACCUCAGCCCUUACUUUAAUUGGAGUUUUAUAGGAUUGGUUUCGUUUUCAUGAGAUUCAUUGCUUCCCGUUAUAUAUAAUUUUACUAUUCAUUACAAUGAUACCAUCAAAAAUGAUUUACUUAAGUUUGAGGUUCAGUUUUUUUUUUUUUUUUGGUUUCGUUCAAUUUUCUGAUAGCUAGUACAAUUAGCUUCUUUUCAAAUUAGUUAUAGGGCGCUUGGGGUUUAAUUUUCAAACUGUUGCUUAAAUUUUACACGUAUUUUGUGACUAUAAAAUACAUCAGGAUCAUAUCUUCCGAUUACGAUGAUUUGCUUUAUGUAAAUAAAGAAUAAGAGGACGUUGGCUGAAAUGAUCCUGUUGAGCUAUGCGUUUUCCCCCCCAUCCACAUUUCUGUUUUCUUCACUUGGUACCUUAAUUUAACUAAAUAUAUACCUCCUCUGUAGAUGAAUAUUUUCAAUGCCAAAGGGGACAAUUUGUUAUGGGUGUUAGAGCGAUAUCACUCUUUUUGUUUCCAUAAAUUAAUGAACGUGAUUUUGAUUGUUGAUACUGUAUUUUGUCAUAAUUUUUGACCAUUCCCCGAUAUUAUUACAUUCUGUUUUCUGGUUGUCGAAUAUUAUUACUACUUUUGUUUCCUACAUUAAUAAACGUGAUUUUGAUUGUUGAUACUGUAUCUUGUCAUGAUUUUUCCCAGUCCCCGAUCUUAUUACAUUUUGUUUUCCGCUUGAUUGAAUAUGACUUUUACUCCAAACCCUUGCCCUUCAAUAAAUAUAUGUAAACUACUCAUUAUAGACUAUUGAUUUCUAGUUCCUCAAAAUUGUUUCAACUUUCGUUCCCAUUACUUUGGCAUCAUUUUGUUAUCAAAUUGGUUUCAACCACAGAUAAUCCAAGAAGUAAAGAGAAAGCAAAAAAAUUACAAUGCCCCUUAGUCUUGAACUACACAUUUGGAAGAAAAAUCAUUCAAGUUUUAAAUAUAUAAUCGUUUUUCGAAAUACAGAAAAAA
Molecule: messenger RNA, 5697 nt
Organism: Hermetia illucens (black soldier fly)
Lineage: Eukaryota; Metazoa; Arthropoda; Insecta; Diptera; Stratiomyidae
Gene: PMCA
Product: plasma membrane calcium-transporting ATPase 1
Exons: 16
Coding region: 1-3348 (1115 amino acids)
Biological process (GO): calcium ion transmembrane transport; regulation of cytosolic calcium ion concentration
Cellular component (GO): membrane; intracellular membrane-bounded organelle
Molecular function (GO): ATP binding; P-type calcium transporter activity; ATP hydrolysis activity
Source: RefSeq, a predicted model, not a curated record